Molecule: messenger RNA, 1347 nt
Organism: Pogoniulus pusillus (Red-fronted tinkerbird)
Lineage: Eukaryota; Metazoa; Chordata; Aves; Piciformes; Lybiidae
Source: RefSeq, a predicted model, not a curated record
AUGGCCACGGCGGAGAGGCUUUUCUGUUUGUUGGAAGCUCACGGAGCUCGCCCGUCUGUGGAAGGGCUGGGCUGGGCCCAAGGAGGCACGGCCAAGUCGGGAAAGGGCAAAGCCUUCAUCUGUGCAGUUUUGGGUGUGUGUUACGCCGCUUCGAGAGAUGAAAAGCAAAGCCAAAACGGACGAGAGAAUAAAAUCAUUUCCUCCUUGCAGAAGCUGGUAGAUUCCCUGCAAGGGCAUAUAGUAACUUUAAAGGAUGAAGUGGCAGAUUUUAAGGAUAGAUUAAAAACAGAGCAGAAGUGGCAAAAUUGGUUUUUGAAGAAGGAAGAAUGGCAGGCAGAGCCUGCCUCCACAUACCCUCAGGCAGAGCUGGCAGCAGCAGAGGAAGCUGCGGCUCACAUGCGUCCUCUCAUUAAAACCGAGAUGCUGUAUGAGGAUGAGGAUGGCACCCCUGCCAUCACAACCAAAGAGAUACCCUUUUCUUCCACUGAGCUGGCCAAACUGCGUAAAGAGUUUACACGUUCUGCUGGGGAGUCUGAGGUGGAAUAUGUAUGGCGUGUUUGUAAAACUGGAGGUGAUCAAAUUAGGUUGACAGAGGCUGAAGCUACAGGCUAUUGGGGUGCUAAUGUGUUCCUAACUACGGGAAAUAGGAGUGGUCCCUGGAGCCUUACUCAGCGAGCAACUUUCUGGGCUGGGGGCUUUGAUUCAAAAGAGAGAGGAGAGCCUCUAGUUCUGAGGGGAGGCAUGAAUCAGACAAUGGAAAAUGUGCAGACAGCUUGUUUGCAAGUGGUCUAUGAUCGAGAACUGAAACAUCAUUUUGCAUCACCCCUUUCUCUCUUGGUGGACCCAAAGCGAAUGACUCCUUGUCGGGGGCUUCCUGACUCCCUUAAGAUGAAAGGCAUCCGGCUUCAAAAGGAGAUAGCUGACACCCCACUUACCUCUCGAAUACAAGCUGCUCUGAGGGAGAACUUAACACCUGGGAGGAGGCAGCCUGAUUGCAGACAACGGACGUGGGAGGAGGUGGCCAGAGAGCUAUUAGGUUAUGCCAGGCAGUAUGGGGUGCCUGAGGAAGUUCAUAUGCCUGAGCCUAGAGGCUUGAGGCGGGUGAAAAUUAAUCGCCCACCUCCGAGUCCAGACCCCCGGAGCCAGAUGCUUCGAAUCCCCAGGCGACACUCGAGUGGGGGAAGGGAGCAUCUGAAUAUUAGACAGUAUUGGUGGUGGGUAGGCCGAAAGAAAGGGAUCCCAAAAGAAGUGAUUGCCGGGUUGUUCACAUGGCAGUUAGAAAUGGUUGUGAAGCACUGGCCUGAGCCCACCCUCGAUAAGAGGACAGGUGUGCCUCAUAGGAACUGA